This is a messenger RNA of Thyridium curvatum, 777 nucleotides long. RefSeq lists its product as uncharacterized. The transcript has a single exon. Gene Ontology annotation, biological process: allantoin catabolic process. Bases 1 to 777 code for a protein of 258 amino acids. The record is from RefSeq and is a predicted model, not a curated record. NCBI's taxonomy places the organism in Eukaryota, Fungi, Ascomycota, Sordariomycetes, Thyridiales, Thyridiaceae. Gene Ontology annotation, molecular function: ureidoglycolate lyase activity; ureidoglycolate hydrolase activity.
AUGCCUCUCUCCGUCUCCGUACGGGAUCUCAACUUCACCGUCGUCGCGGAGCCCCUCACGCCCGCCGCCUUCCGCCCCUUCGGCGACGUCGUCCAGAACCCCAGGCCAGACAUCCUCCCCUCCCCAAGCCACACGACCGAGUCCCUCCGCGCGGCGAUAUCACCACCGCUGGCACACCCUCCAGUCGUAGCCAACCAGGGCACAGCGAUCAAGUACCCCCAGGUCUCCCAGCCGCGGGACCUCUACGCCCAGGCCCGCAGCCGCAGGCCGUCCCUCCCGCAGACCAGCAUCUUCCAGUGCGCCGCCCGCCGGCUCUCCGGGCCGGCGGGAAACCAAUUCCCCGUCGCCGUCCUCGAGCGGCACCCCUUCACGACGCAGAUGUUCUGCCCGCUGGGCGCCGACGACGCCGCCGCCUCGGCGCGGUACCUCGUCGUCGUGGCGCCGAGCGGGCCGCCCGGCGAGGCGGACGCGGGUCUGCCUGUGCCCCAGGACGGCGAGGGCCUGCCGGGCAGGGGCCUGCCGGACGUGCAGCGGCUCAAGGCGUUCGUGGCUACGGGGGCGCAGGCCGUGACGUACAGCGCCGGGACGUGGCACGCGCCCAUGGUGGCGCUCGGGCGGGAGGGGACGGCGCUGGACUUUGUCGUCACGCAGUUCGCCAACGGCGUGGGCGACGAGGACUGCCAGGAGGUUGUGUUUGACGGCCGAGGGCGCGGGGCGGUGGUCGUCGAGGUGCCGAGGGCGUUGACUGGUCAGAUAGCGCUGGGGCCGAGGUUGUAG